AUGCUGUCCUCUCUCGUGUUCCGCGCCGUACGCAAUGCUCUUCCGGGCGACCCAGUAGCCCAGGAACAUAUCAUUGGUGCUAGCCUCUUUGCAAUGGCAGUCGCAGAUGCUACUCAUAUUGCCGCAUCCUGGAUUGGGCUCCCUGGAUCACUACGCUACGACUUUGCCAGCUGGAAUGGCACCACGCAUGGGAACAUUACCUUCGUGAUCUUCCUCCUGUUCUCACGGUGCGUUUUCAACGUUCCCAUGGUCGCGCCGGUGAUCGUGGGCACAGAUGCGACGUUUGGCUGA
This is a messenger RNA of Phanerochaete carnosa HHB-10118-sp, 291 nucleotides long. RefSeq lists its product as uncharacterized. The transcript is spliced from 3 exons. The coding region runs from base 1 to 291 and encodes 96 amino acids. Lineage: Eukaryota; Fungi; Basidiomycota; Agaricomycetes; Polyporales; Phanerochaetaceae. The record is from RefSeq and is a predicted model, not a curated record.